Tarenaya hassleriana is the source of this 488-nucleotide messenger RNA. Its product is annotated as mini zinc finger protein 3-like. Lineage: Eukaryota; Viridiplantae; Streptophyta; Magnoliopsida; Brassicales; Cleomaceae. Bases 54 to 359 code for a protein of 101 amino acids. Gene Ontology annotation, cellular component: nucleus. Gene Ontology annotation, biological process: regulation of DNA-templated transcription; regulation of developmental process. Gene Ontology annotation, molecular function: DNA-binding transcription factor activity; transcription cis-regulatory region binding. The transcript is spliced from 2 exons. The record is from RefSeq and is a predicted model, not a curated record.
AGUACAGAGAAGUAACGAGGUAUGGAGAGUGCAGGAAGAACGAAUAUACACCCAUGCGUGACUUCUGCAAGCAUUUCGUCCCCGGAGGCGAGGAAGGAACGCCCGAGUCCCUGCUCUGCAGUGGCUGUGGCUGCCAUUUGUCUUUCCAUGAAAAAAUCGUGGCGACGUUGAAAAUGGAUGUGGCAAGUGAAAGUUUUAGAUACGGCGAAUGCAAGAAAAACCAUGGGAUGGAUACGGGAGACUACGUCCUCGACGGCUGCGGCGAGUUCAUGGCCGCCGGUGAAGAUGGAUCGCCGGAAUCUUUCUCUUGUGCGGCUUGCGGUUGCCACCGGAGCUUCCACCACAGAGAGUAUUUUUAGUUAAUUUUUUUAAAAAAUAUAUAAUUUUAUGUGAUUUUAAUUUCAUGGAUUGGUUAAUUUGGAGAAUUGUGUGCAUUUUCUUUUUUGCUGUUACUAAUUACACACCGAAACAUCUUUACUUGUACGUCC